AUUAAAUCAAGAUUGUUAGGUUCAUACAACAGAAUACUGACCAUUAUGUUCUCAAGUUAAUUGAUUCCAUUGCUUCUUUGCAUAACACCAUUUAACACAUUUUUUCUCCUGCCGCCCCCUUUUUCCUUUUCCUUUUUUGUAUUUUUUUUUUAAAUAUCAGAGAUGGACACCUUCCUCUUCACCUCAGAAUCGGUAAACGAAGGCCACCCCGACAAGCUUUGUGACCAGGUUUCAGAUGCCAUCCUCGAUGCAUGCUUGGAGCAAGACCCAGAGAGCAAGGUGGCCUGUGAGACCUGUACAAAAACUAACAUGGUUAUGGUCUUUGGUGAGAUCACAACCAAGGCGAAUGUGAACUACGAGAAAAUAGUUCGAGACACUUGCAGAGGCAUUGGGUUCGUGUCAGCUGAUGUUGGUCUUGAUGCUGACAACUGCAAAGUUCUGGUCAACAUUGAGCAACAGAGCCCUGAUAUUGCUCAAGGAGUUCAUGGUCACAUGACCAAAAAACCCGAGGAAAUUGGCGCUGGUGACCAAGGCCACAUGUUUGGCUAUGCUACAGACGAAACACCUGAGCUAAUGCCACUAACUCAUGUCCUUGCUACUAAACUUGGUGCCAAGCUCACUGAAGUCAGAAAGAAUAAAACAUGCCCAUGGCUGAGGCCUGAUGGUAAAACCCAAGUGACUGUUGAGUACCGGAACGAAAAAGGAGCAAUGGUCCCUAUCCGCGUCCACACAGUCCUCAUCUCAACUCAGCACGACGAAACUGUCACAAACGAACAGAUUGCUCAAGAUUUGAAAGAGCAUGUGAUACAACCUGUCAUCCCAGCUAAAUACCUUGAUGACAAGACAAUCUUCCACCUCAACCCUUCUGGUCGGUUUGUGAUUGGCGGACCCCAUGGCGAUGCAGGACUCACUGGCCGGAAGAUCAUCAUUGACACCUAUGGUGGUUGGGGUGCUCAUGGUGGAGGUGCCUUCUCUGGCAAGGAUCCAACCAAGGUCGAUAGGAGUGGUGCAUACAUUGUUAGGCAGGCAGCAAAAAGCGUAGUAGCUUCAGGGCUUGCCAGACGUUGUAUUGUGCAGGUUUCUUAUGCAAUUGGAGUCCCAGAGCCACUUUCCGUGUUUGUAGACACAUACAAAACGGGAAAGAUUCCAGACAAGGACAUCUUGACUCUAAUUAAGGAGAAUUUUGACUUCAGGCCAGGAAUGAUUGCCAUCAAUCUUGACCUCACAAGAGGAGGCAACUUCAGGUACCAGAAGACUGCUGCUUAUGGACAUUUUGGACGUGAUGAUCCUGAUUUUACUUGGGAGACCGUGAAGAUACUCAAGCCCACAGCUUGAGUUAACCAGCCAUGGCAUUGCUACUACAGGUGGUUAUCAUCGUAGCCAUCUUUCAGAUUUUGGGUUAAAAGAAAAUAAAGGAGCUUCAAUGCGUACAUCUCUUAUUGAAGAUAUGUUUCACAGCUUGGAUGAGAAAAGGGAGCACAGAUGAUGUCUCUUAGUUGGACGCUUUAGCACAAUAGGAGCAUGCAGCAUUAGCUACCUCUUGUUUUUUGGUUUUACCACUUUAUUUAAAUUUCUUUACUG
Molecule: messenger RNA, 1581 nt
Organism: Gastrolobium bilobum
Lineage: Eukaryota; Viridiplantae; Streptophyta; Magnoliopsida; Fabales; Fabaceae
Product: S-adenosylmethionine synthase 3
Exons: 1
Coding region: 163-1335 (390 amino acids)
Biological process (GO): S-adenosylmethionine biosynthetic process
Cellular component (GO): cytosol
Molecular function (GO): ATP binding; methionine adenosyltransferase activity
Source: RefSeq, a predicted model, not a curated record